Molecule: messenger RNA, 498 nt
Organism: Penicillium samsonianum
Lineage: Eukaryota; Fungi; Ascomycota; Eurotiomycetes; Eurotiales; Aspergillaceae
Exons: 2
Coding region: 1-498 (165 amino acids)
Source: RefSeq, a predicted model, not a curated record
AUGCAUUCCCGCGAGUUGUUGGCCAUUCUCCAGGCUGCAGAAGCCGCUAGAGAGGAUAAAGAUGCCAUACUACAAGACCACGCGGAGCAGGCCAGGAACCUCCAAUGCGCCACCCUGAAUCACGUGGAGCCACAUGGGUCGUUGCCCAUCAAAACGUAUGGACACUUCGUUACAUACUGGCCAUGUGACCCCUUCGGUUUUAUGCACCCUGAGAUCAUUGAGGAGUCCGACCCCGAUAUGUCCUAUGAGCAAGACGCCCCACAAUUGGCUGCACUAGACGACCAUAUCAGCCUGUCUGGUGAUAUCGUUCCAGCAGAACAAGGCGACGACAACGCGUCUGAAAACGAAGGUGACGACGGCGGUAUGUCCUACGAUGACCUGCCUUCCGACGAGGUAGAGCUUGAUAGCCUAAGCCCAAGCUCGGAUACUUCUGAAACGUUGAUAGAGAAAAGGCUAACGCUUAUUGGGGAGAGAGGGGGAGGUGUGUCACCCUCCUAG